Polyodon spathula (Mississippi paddlefish) is the source of this 409-nucleotide messenger RNA. Its product is annotated as UBX domain-containing protein 1-like. The annotation marks the transcript as partial. The transcript is spliced from 3 exons. The record is from RefSeq and is a predicted model, not a curated record. Lineage: Eukaryota; Metazoa; Chordata; Actinopteri; Acipenseriformes; Polyodontidae. Gene Ontology annotation, molecular function: protein binding.
CGUCUAUCUCUCUCUCUCUCUCUCUCUCUCUCUCUCUCUCUCUCUCUCGUUUCUCGUUCCCAGUUUGGGGGGGGUUGCUCCAGAGCUGCCCCAGUGAACCCCCCAGUGGAGGCCCCUCUCACCUCCCCUCCCGCCAGCCAGGGACCUCCCCCUGCCAAGAGGGAAUACGAUGAGUGCAGGAUACAGGUGCGUUUGCUGGACGGGUCGGCGCUGACCAGUGCGUUCAAGGCCCGGGAGCCGCUGGCCGCAGUGCGGCUCUACGUGGAGCUGAACCGGACAGACGGCGGGGAGGACUUCACCCUCCUCACCCCCUUCCCCAGGAGAGAGUUCACUGAGGAGGACAUGGAGACACCACUGCAGGAGCUGGGCCUGGUUCCUUCAGCAGUCUUAAUUGUUGCCAAGAAGUAAA